Cebus imitator (Panamanian white-faced capuchin) is the source of this 4024-nucleotide messenger RNA. It is a transcript of the gene PPEF1, whose product is annotated as protein phosphatase with EF-hand domain 1. The coding region runs from base 1632 to 3599 and encodes 655 amino acids. Gene Ontology annotation, cellular component: cytosol; nucleus. NCBI's taxonomy places the organism in Eukaryota, Metazoa, Chordata, Mammalia, Primates, Cebidae. Gene Ontology annotation, molecular function: manganese ion binding; iron ion binding; protein serine/threonine phosphatase activity. The transcript is spliced from 19 exons. Gene Ontology annotation, biological process: detection of stimulus involved in sensory perception. The record is from RefSeq and is a predicted model, not a curated record.
UUGCGGCGGCUCCCGGCCUCUGGCUCCGGCAUUUGGGCGGCUAGUCUUCCCUGCCCGUCAAGAGUUACGGCCCCUGGGACCAGGGCAAGGCCGGGGCUCUGGCCGACAGCGCCUCCCCGUCACCAGUCCCCAAACUUUCCCUUAGCCGAGGCGCCGGCGGGGCGGCCCGGUGGCCGGAAGUGCACUCUGCUUGGGCUCGGCGCCCCUGGCAGCUCCCUCCGUCCCCGAGGGCCUCGCGCCUUCCCAUUUUCCCCACCGACAAACUGAGUCUCGGCCCCCAUCCCGGGCCCACUUGCCCGUCGGAAGUCAGAACGUCGCCGCUUGCGGCGGCGUGGAAGGCGUCGCCUCCGGAGCAGGGAGGACAGGGGCAACCCUUGGAACCAAGUCAGGCAGCGCAGGGGAUGAGGGUGGGCCAGGGGCAGUUUUGCGUUGGCGUCUGGCUUGCCAGGGUUGGAAAAGGCCGCUGGUUAGCGGGCUCCUUGCCCGAGGGUGUGGACCUCUUCCCGCUCGCCUGCCCCUUCCCGCAGUCUUCUUCCCCUCCCGAAGCCAGGCCUAGCGGAGGGUGCAAGUGGCAGGGCUUCCGUUGGGUCCCCUUGGUCUAGGGCUGCGGGGGUGGGGUGGGGGGCGAAGAGGUGUAGACCGGGCCAUCCCUCUAUGGCUUCCGGGGAGACAGCGGCCCUGGCCACGUGAUUGAGGAGCCCAGUGUAAAAUGAAGAUGCCAGGCCUCUUGUUAAGUUCUUGAAAAUUUCACACGGUAAGUGCUGCGCAUUCAGCCAGGCACGGGGCUCCUUGACCCUACUCAGGUCCUGGCUCUGACUUGCUUGCAGGACUGUGGUCUAGGUAAGGGGUUGGGACCCUCCAUCACAAAGGGUGCUUCUUGCUUUUCAUCAUCAGUGUCAUUUGCCUUCUUCAGGGUUUCUGGAUGGAUGUGCAUCACCACCCUAGGAUUGCUCAUCAUCUUCCAGCUUGAAAACCCACCUAUAAUCAUUUGUGGGGGCGUCUUUAAGCACCCAGGUGAACUUGGUCUGCAGGCGGCAGCUGUCCUUUUCAUUGGAUCAUCCGCUGAGUAUCAGAAAGAAUGUUGUGGUUGCCCGUGGCAGAAGAUCCAACCCAAACUGAGCUAGCAAAACCAGUUUCCAACGAAUCUGCUUUGAAAAUUCCAAAGGUGUUGUCAUAUCUGCAUCAUCCAUUGUGGGGUCACCAAGGCAACCUAUUAAUCAUUCUAGAAUCUACCUGUUGAAGACUCCAGAUGAGACUGAGCAACCAUCUUCAGUAAGACCUGUGUGAUGAAGGUUGUGUUGUGAGCCUGCCGGUCGGGCUGAAAGAGUCAGCAACCAACAAAUGAAGAUCCGGGAGUCUGCCUCUCUCAAACCUGUGUGGAUCUAAUCUAACCUCGUGGGAAAGACCUCUGCAUUCCACCAUAGAGAAUUUUUCUUUCUCGUCUUCAUUUCUUUUGAAACACCUGGGGUGAGAAAAAAAACCUCUGCAUUGGCCAAACAGAAGAAACAGAAUCUGUGACUGAAGAGGAUCGGCUAAGAGUGGUUCCUUGCAGCUUAAAGGGAGGGACUUUUCACACUCUGUCUUAAAAUCAGAAGUUGAAUUUGUGAACACGUAUGAUUUAGAUAGAAGUCAUGGGAUGCAACACUUCUUCAACGAGAAUCAAGAAUUCUCAGACAUCACUAAGAGCUGUGUUGAUCAUCCAGAACUGGUUCCGAGGUUACAGAGCUCGACUGAAGGCCAGGCAACAGUAUGCCCUCACCAUCUUCCAGUCCAUCGAAUAUGCUGAUGAACAAGACCAAAUACAGUUAUGCAACUUCUUUACCUUCAUGUUGGAAAACUACAAACAUAUACGUAAGGAAGAGAUAGAAUUAAGUCAACUUACUGAAAGCAAACUGGACAUGAUGGAUAAACAGGAUUAUGUGGACUUGAUAGAUGUCCCAGACUCCUAUCAAGGUCCUCGGCUACAAUUUCCUCUCACUUGUGCUGAUAUUGAUUUACUUCUUGAGGCUUUUAAGGGAAAACAGAUACUUCAUGCCCGUUAUGUCUUAGAGGUGCUAUUUGAAACCAAGAAACUCCUGAAGCAAAUGCCAAAUUUCACUCAAAUACAAACUUCUCCCUCCAAAGAGGUAACAGUCUGCGGUGAUUUGCAUGGGAAACUGGAUGAUCUUUUUUUGAUCUUCUACAAGAAUGGUCUCCCCUCAGGGAGCAACCCAUAUGUUUUUAAUGGUGACUUUGUAGAUCGAGGAAGGAAUUCCAUGGAGGUCCUAAUGAUCCUGUGUGUGAGUUUUCUUGUCUACCCCAAUGACCUGCACUUGAACAGAGGGAACCAUGAAGAUUAUAUGAUGAAUCUGAGGAAAAACAAAACUUACUCAAUCUCUUAUUUACAGAUACAUGGAAAAAAAAUCUUACAAACCUUGGAAGAACUCUAUACCUGGCUCCCAAUUGGUACAAUCAUUGACAAUGAAAUCCUGGUCGUACAUGGUGGGAUAUCAGAGACCACAGACUUGAAUUUACUCCACCGUUUAGAGAGAAACAAAAUGAAAUCUGUGCUGAUGCCACCAAAAGAAAUAAACAAAGACUAUAACACCGACUCGAAGCACAGUAAAUUAGGUGUGACUAUCAGUGCACAUGGGAGAAUCAAAGCAAGUGGAUUGUCUUCUGAACACUUACCAAAGCAUGAAUGGGAACAGGUUAUUGAUAUUCUGUGGAGUGAUCCCAGAGGCAAAAAAGGCUGUUUUCCAAAUACGGGUCGAGGAGGGGGCUGCUAUUUUGGACCAGAUAUUACUUCCAAGAUUCUUAAUAAAUUCCAGUUGAAGAUGAUCAUCAGGUCUCAUGAAUGUAAGCCCGAAGGGUAUGAAAUCUGUCAUGGUGGGAAGGUUGUGACUAUAUUUUCUGCUUCUAAUUAUUACGAAGAAGACAGCAAUCGAGGAGCUUACGUCAAACUAUGUUCUGGUACAAAUCCUCGAUUUUUCCAGUACCAAGUAACUGAUGCAACGUGCUUUCAACCUCUUCACCAAAGAGUGAGUACUAUGGAAAACAGUGCCAUCAAGAUAUUAAGAGAGAGAAUGAUUUCACGAAAAAGUGACCUCAUUCAUGCUUUCCAACAUCAAGACCGCAGAAAAUCAGGAAAACUUCCUGUGAGCCAGUGGGCUUUUUGCAUGGAGAGCAUUUUGGGACUGAACUUACCGUGGAGAUCCCUGAGUUCGAAUCUGGUAAUCAUAGACCAAAAUGGAAACGUUGAAUACAUGUCCAGCUUCCGGAAUAUCCACAUUGAAAAACCUAUAAAAGAGGCUAAUUCUGCUCUAGUUGAAACUCUGUACAGAUACCGAUCUGACCUGGAAAUCAUAUUUAAUGCCAUUGACACUGAUCACUCAGGGCUGAUCUCCAUGGAAGAAUUUCAUGCCAUGUGGAAACUUUUUAGUUCUCACUACAAUCUUCAUAUUGAUAAUUCCCAAGUCAAUAAGAUUGCCAACAUGAUGGACCUGAACAGAGACGGAAGCAUUGACUUUACUGAGUUUUUAAAGGCUUUCUAUGUAGUACAUAAAUAUGAGACUAUGGUGAAACCUGAAGCCACCAACCUUGCUGAACAACACAAAUGAGAGCUUCCCUCAGGCCCGUUGUAAACAGCUGGGCCGAAAUCACAAGCACGGUCCUUUCCAGCACCCCUGAAAUUCAUAGUUGGUAGCAGAGAAAAACAGAUCCCAAUUCAGUCCACAAGCAGAUGCAUAGUAUGGGUUUUGGAAGUCCUUGGCAAGCUGCUAUUGAUAAGAUUAGGUUAAAUGUCAGUAAUAGGAUUUAGGUCCAGCAUUAGUACCCACAUAUUGCCAAUGAGAAACUGGGUUUGAACCUAGUGUUGUUCUCCUGAGUGCCACCUAACCAGCAGCCCAGAGAGGUUUGAGAACAUCUUGAAAGGAACCCGCACAGCACAAGAGAAAACUACUAAGCGCAACAUCUGUGAGUUACAGAGAGACAGGGGAGGAAUACCAGGUCGUUAAUGGAAUAAAGCAUUUCCAUCUUAAACUGU